This is a messenger RNA of Kluyveromyces lactis, 276 nucleotides long. It is a transcript of the gene SPC1, whose product is annotated as signal peptidase complex subunit SPC1. Gene Ontology annotation, cellular component: endoplasmic reticulum membrane; signal peptidase complex. NCBI's taxonomy places the organism in Eukaryota, Fungi, Ascomycota, Saccharomycetes, Saccharomycetales, Saccharomycetaceae. The coding region runs from base 1 to 276 and encodes 91 amino acids. The record is from RefSeq and is a predicted model, not a curated record. Gene Ontology annotation, biological process: protein targeting to ER. The transcript has a single exon.
AUGGAGGUACUACAAGAUUUAGGACGCCAGCUCGUUUUCCCAAUUGACUUUGAGUCUCAAAGUUACACAGAAUCAAUAUCUAACAAGGCACUCUAUUUGAUCACUUUCUUCAGCUUCAUCUCAGGAUAUUUAACAGAAUCGAUCAAAGUCUCAGGAAUAGUAUUUGUUUUGGGGCUAAUAGUGGUACUAGUAAUUGUGUUACCACCGUACUCUGCCUACAACAAACAUAGACCUCAAUGGGCAAACUCAGGACCCACUGUAGUCGAACCUAAAUAG